GGCUGAAACCCCGUCCCUGCCUCGGCUCUGAUCGCCUCCGUUCCAACUCUAUAAUCUAUUCUAUUCCAAAGACCAACACCGAUGCCAAAAAAGCCAUGUCCGAGCCCUCCAACACCGCCCCCUUAGAACUUCUGGAGCAUCCCCACCCCCACCACCCCCAUCACCACCCACGGCCGCCGGCGUACUCUCCGUCUUCCUCCUCCGCCGCCCUGGCCCGCGACUACCGCAAGGGAAACUGGACCCUCCACGAGACCCUCAUUCUAAUCACCGCCAAGCGCCUCGACGACGAGCGCCGUGCCGGCGGUGGCAGUUCCGCAUCCGGCGGCGCCGCCCCCCGCUCCGCGGAGCAGCGGUGGAAGUGGGUCGAGAACUAUUGCUGGAACAACGGCUGCCUCCGGAGUCAGAACCAGUGCAACGACAAGUGGGACAACCUCCUUCGCGAUUACAAGAAGGUCCGCAACUACGAGGCCCGCGCCACGGCUACCGCCGGCGGCGGCACCGCCGGAGACCGGCCCUCCUACUGGGCCAUGGAGCGGCACGAGCGGAAGGAGCGCAACCUCCCAACCAACCUUGCAGCCGAGGUCUUCGAGGCCCUCACCGACGUCCUCAGCCGCCGGGCAGCCCGCCGCGGCGGUGCCGGUGCCGCAGUCUCCACCCCCGGCUCCUCUCGCGCUCUUCCUCCGCCGCCGGCGCCGCCUCCUCCCCCCGCGCUCACCCCGCCAUCCCAGCCCCAGCCGCCCGCGCCUCCGUUUCCGUUGCCAACUUUGUUGGAGAUGACGGAAACGUCGGGGUCGUCGGAGAACGAGGGGCUGGAACCGGAGGCGAAGCGGCGGAGGCUCCGGCGACUAGGGUCGAGCGUCGAGCGGAGCGCGACGGUGCUGGCGAGGACGCUGCUGGCGUGCGAGGAGAAGCGGGAGCAGCGCCACCGCGAGAUGGUGGAGCUCGAGGAGCGCCGCCUCCGGCUGGAGGAGGAGCGGACGGAGAUGCGCCGCCAGGGAUUCGCCGGCCUCAUCUCCGCCGUCAACAACCUCUCCGGCGCCAUCCACGCUCUCGUCUCCGACCACCGCAACGGCGACGGCAGGUAAAACCGAACCGACCCGCACGACGACCGAACCAAACCGGCUAUACCAACUUAUUUGCUUCUUGGUUUGGGAUGUAAAUAAGGGCCUAAAAUGAUGGUAUUGUUAUUUUUUCCGUGCUAUUAUCCAUUAUUUUUUUGUAUUUUUCCCUUCUAUUUCGUACCACAAUCAGGUGGUAGGGCCCUAUUUCAUUGAUGCAUGUGGUAAUUUAAUGACUAAAAUGACCUUAUUUUUC
Molecule: messenger RNA, 1314 nt
Organism: Elaeis guineensis (African oil palm)
Lineage: Eukaryota; Viridiplantae; Streptophyta; Magnoliopsida; Arecales; Arecaceae
Source: RefSeq, a predicted model, not a curated record